Abrus precatorius (Indian licorice) is the source of this 2072-nucleotide messenger RNA. RefSeq names its product eukaryotic translation initiation factor 5-like. Gene Ontology annotation, cellular component: cytosol. The transcript is spliced from 2 exons. Gene Ontology annotation, biological process: translational initiation; formation of cytoplasmic translation initiation complex; formation of translation preinitiation complex. NCBI's taxonomy places the organism in Eukaryota, Viridiplantae, Streptophyta, Magnoliopsida, Fabales, Fabaceae. The record is from RefSeq and is a predicted model, not a curated record. Gene Ontology annotation, molecular function: eukaryotic initiation factor eIF2 binding; GDP-dissociation inhibitor activity; translation initiation factor activity. The coding region runs from base 451 to 1779 and encodes 442 amino acids.
AAGCUAAAAGGCAUAGCCGCUGCGCAGCAUCUGAAGCCUUUCUCCUGCAUCUUCUUCUUCUCCAAUUUUCACGACGCCUUUUUCUUUAACAUCUCAUUAUCUCCUCCUCCGUUCAAUCAAUCUCUUCUUGCAGGAUUCCUGCAACUUCUGCCGUAGCAGAUUACAAGGGGUCACGUUGAACUUUCUUUCAUGUUUGAACGGGCUAUUAUCCAUUUUGGAGCAAUUGAGUUGCUUGGAGAGUGUUUUUCUUCUUCUAGAAAAAAGAAUAGGCCCUUGCCUACAAGGCUGAGCUGUAUGCAUCGCAAGCCGUACCAGGAACACACCGAUCUCUGUUGUUGCUCUUGGCAGCCUUCCCUAAUUGCACAAGGCAGGUCUUUCUGAUUUCGGUCGGAGCUCCUCCAUAAUCUGGUGUGGUUGUUUGUCUUUGAAGUUUGUACUGUUUAAGUCGUCAUGGCCUUACAGAACAUUGGUGCUGGAAAUAGCGAUGAUGCCUUCUAUCGGUAUAAGAUGCCCAAAAUGAUCACCAAAAUUGAGGGUAGAGGUAAUGGCAUCAAAACAAAUAUUGUCAAUAUGGUUGAUAUUGCCAAGGCAUUGGCGAGGCCAGCAUCUUACACAACCAAGUACUUUGGUUGUGAACUUGGAGCCCAAUCUAAAUUUGAUGAGAAAGUUGGGACAUCUCAUGUUAAUGGGGCACAUGACACUCCAAAACUUGCUGGUCUUCUUGAGAACUUCAUCAAGAAAUAUGUUCAAUGUUAUGGUUGUGGAAACCCUGAAACCGAGAUAGUGAUUACCAAGAGCCAAAUGAUCCAGCUGAAAUGUGCUGCUUGUGGUUUUGUGUCUGAUGUGGAUAUGAGAGACAAGCUGACUACCUUUAUCAUAAAAAACCCUCCUGAAACAAAGAAAGGAUCCAAAGACAAGAAGGCCAUGAGGAGGGCUGAGAAGGAGAGACUAAAGGAAGGUGAAGUAGCUGAUGAGGAACAAAAGAAAAUGAAGAAAGAGGUUAAGAAGAAAGGCUCUUCCACUUCCAAGGAUGAGACCACAAAAUCCACCUCUACAAAGAAGAAAACUAGUGGCUCUGAUGAAGAUCGUACAUCUCCAACUCGCAAUCUGGUUGAUGAAAAGGAAGAGGCUCCUGAUGAAGAUGAUGAUGGUGAUGUACAAUGGCAAACAGAUACGUCAUUAGAGGCUGCUCGGCAACGUAUCCAAGAACAGCUAAGUGCUGUAACGGCUGAUAUGGUCAUGCUAUCCACAAAUGAGCCUGAGAAGAAGGAAAAAGCAGCAAAUAAGAUAAGCAAUGGUUCUGAAAAUGGUAACUCAAUGCACUACGGGAAACUGGUCAGAGAAGUGAAAGCAAUGUUGAACAAAGGUAUUUUGCCAAAUGAAUUGCAGUCCCAUAUGGUAGCACUUCCUGCAUCUGCUCAAGAAAAGACCAAUGCUCUGUAUGAGGUCUUAUUUGAGGGGAUUGAGAAAGGGUUUGCUAAGGAGGUUAUCAAGAAGAGGAGCUACCUUUCUGCUGCAGUUGCCAUGGAGGGGGGGUCACAGUUACUAUUGCUUCGUGCAAUUGAAGCUUUUUGUCUGAAAUCCACUUCCAAUGCUUUGAAGGAAAUUGCCAUUGUUUUGAAGGCUCUUUAUGAUGCUGAUUUAUUGGAGGAAGAGCACAUAGUGAAGUGGUAUCAAGAAGGGCUGAAGGGCAAUAAUAAGAGCUCAAAGAUAUGGAAGAAUGCCGAACCGUUGAUUAACUGGCUUCAAAAUGCAGAAUCAGAGUCAGAAGAAGAAUAAUAUGCCCCAGUAGUCAUCCGUUCCUGUUUCUUUGCUUGUGUCAUCUAUUUCUAAUAAAGGGUCUAGUUGUAGCUGGCCCCCUUGUGUUGUGUUGUUGAGCUUUGUUUCGUGUGCAUUUCUGUCUGGAUUACGAGUCAGAGAUUUGAGUCUUCUGUGGUAUCCCUAUAUUUUAUUUCGUUGCGUAUGGAUGCAUUAUUUUCAAUUUAUCUAUCGUUGCAGAAGAAUGUGAAUUUGGAUUAGUCUGUUUUGUAUUUAAAAUAAUUUAUAAUUAAUAUAUUUUGAGAAGAGCUUUU